Messenger RNA from Nanorana parkeri, 846 nucleotides. RefSeq names its product GTP-binding protein 1-like. The record is from RefSeq and is a predicted model, not a curated record. The transcript is spliced from 5 exons. NCBI's taxonomy places the organism in Eukaryota, Metazoa, Chordata, Amphibia, Anura, Dicroglossidae. Gene Ontology annotation, biological process: translational elongation. The coding region runs from base 1 to 846 and encodes 281 amino acids. Gene Ontology annotation, molecular function: GTPase activity; GTP binding; translation elongation factor activity.
AUGCAGGGGUCUGCAUGCACAGACUCGGUUGUCACAGCUGGGUUGUCGGAUCUGGUGGGUCCAUCUCCUAGCAGCUCCAAGCAUGUCUUGGUAAGCCCCAGUGCAGAACAGUAUGACAACCUUUUACGUCAGCUAGGAGAUCGGAUGGAUGAAGGACGAGGGGAGACGAUAUAUGUUAUUGGUCAAGGAUCUGAUGGUACAGAAUACGGAUUAAAUGAGGGUGAUAUGGAGGCAUCUGUGGCUACAGUAACUAGCAUGGGCGAACAGAUUGGUGCUGACAUGAUCCUCUUGCGAGAGCACCAAGAGGUUGGAGGCAAAGUACAAGACUACCUGGUGCGCAAGCGAGUGGGAGAUGAUGACUUCUUGGAAGUAAGGGUGGCUGUAGUUGGCAAUGUGGAUGCUGGGAAGAGUACACUUCUCGGUGUUCUGACACAUGGAGAACUCGACAACGGCCGUGGUUUUGCCAGACAGAAACUCUUUCGACACAAGCAUGAGAUUGAGUCAGGUCGCACCAGCAGUGUGGGCAAUGACAUCCUAGGCUUUGAUAGCCACGGACAUGUGGUAAACAAACCAGACAGUCAUGGAGGUAGUCUGGAAUGGACCAAGAUAUGUGAAAAGUCCUCAAAGAUCAUUACUUUCAUAGACCUUGCUGGUCAUGAGAAAUAUUUGAAAACCACAGUAUUUGGAAUGACGGGUCACUUACCAGAUUUCUGCAUGCUAAUGGUAAGAUCAAGCUUUGGUAAAUUCUGUUAUAGGGGGCAGAGCUGGGAGGAGGCGGGGAGUACGGAAGACUAUACUCUUCUACUCUUCUACUCCUCAAUGCAAGGCGAGGAAACAAUGACAUAA